Messenger RNA from Suillus fuscotomentosus, 708 nucleotides. RefSeq lists its product as uncharacterized. The record is from RefSeq and is a predicted model, not a curated record. NCBI's taxonomy places the organism in Eukaryota, Fungi, Basidiomycota, Agaricomycetes, Boletales, Suillaceae. The transcript has 9 exons. The coding region runs from base 1 to 708 and encodes 235 amino acids.
AUGAUUAACAGCUUCGGCUUCUCGAGACCGUGCUCCAGAUUACCGGACAGAGUAAAGAUGGCCUUGGAGCCCCGCAACCUUCGGCUUCUCGAGACCGUGCUCCAAAUUACCGGGGUCGCGAAACUCAGCCACGAAGCCAUUGGCAGCUUUGCUGUUAUGCUCACAGUCAAUGAGGAGAUGGAUGUCCUCUUCCUCCUUGAGUUUUCGAAGGAGGUUCUUCAAAGCUUUCCGAGGUUCUUCAUCCUACCCCCCACGGGUGUAAAUGUCUGCGAUCAGCGCAAGGCGUUCCUCUCCCGACAAAGAAUCUGUACAUUUGAGCGUCAGCAGGGCUCACGGGAGUUCAUCUCACGACUCUCUGAGUCGUGGGCAAGGUUUGAGGUUCAAUUACAGCUUGAGAAGUCUUACCUGAACUCAAAUCCAGGAGAUCAUGAUGGCCAAUACAGCCACACCGUGCGCAAGGGACGACAUUACUACCUUCCGACUAAAGUUGAAGUUUGUUGCUCAUCGAUGGAUCCGCCACGCCGUGCGCAAGGGACAUUACUACCUUCCGACUAUAAGUUGAAGUUUGUUGCUCAUCGAUGUCGGAUCCGGUGUGCCAUGUCUGAGUCUUCCCACACUCGAGCUCAGGCACAUCUAACACCCAACAGAAUGAGUUUUGAAGCUGAAAUGAAGUUUGAUUCGAGAAAAACUAAAGACAGUAUGGUUUAA